AUGGCUGACUUCAAAUCGGUGCUCAACAUCGACGAAAACACAAAAUGGAGGAUUGAAAGACAGCGCCAGAUAGAGCGCCAGGCCAAAAGGGAUGCAGACAGACGGCACGCGAUGAUGCGGCAGCCCUUCCUCGAGGAGCGCCUACUUACAGAGGAUAAUCCGCCUAACUGCACGCUGGCGGCAUUCAAGGAGCCGCGGCUACGCAAGUGUCCAUUCAAGUUUGACCAAAUAUCUCGUGUUGAUAAAAUUACACAACAUCCUGACCAGAACGCUGGCAAGUGUGACGGCGGCCUAGAUGGCUGGAAUUGGAAAGUCGACUUCGAGGGCGUCACGGGAGGCCCAUUUGUCCUGAAGCUGUUUUGGGACUAUGAGCCCCCCGAGCCUCCGUACUAUUUUGCCGCCCAGCGCGAGUGCCAAAACGCCGCCCUUCUCCAGCAGAUGCACGAGGCCCUACGACCCGAAACCGCCGAUAAAGGACCGGUGCGCAUACUUCCCGCGCCGGAGGACAGGUCGGAGUGCAGGGCGAACCUGAUGGCCUUUUGCGACGAGCAGCGCGCCAUCCAAAAGCAGCACCCCAAGCACGAGGAUCUCGAAGACGUCACCUCAAUGCCUCAGCUGCGCAGGUGCUACGGCUGGAUGAAGGUGACGAGCGCGCAGCUAAAGGCCAAGAUUCCCCGCAAGCGCUGGCCACCAUUUGUCGAUUGUGGCAAGGUGGUGCGUGGACUUGAUAGGCCCACCAACGAGAAGGAGUACCUGGCCAUUGUGUACGAAUACAUUGAGGAGAGCGAAAAUGUGGCCGAGACGAUGCAGGAGACGAUCAAUUUUCUCCACAAUGCUGGAUUUCACUUCUGCCUGUCCUCCAUGUUGCGCAACUGGAAGAAUUCGAUGCUUGUUGAUCAUUCGGAUAUCAUCCAUGUGGGAGGGAAUGGAUGGCGCAACGUUAGGCUAUUGACGGCAGAGGAACUAUUACCGGGGGAGGGACGAUGUCGAUGA
This is a messenger RNA of Beauveria bassiana ARSEF 2860, 993 nucleotides long. RefSeq lists its product as uncharacterized. The transcript is spliced from 2 exons. Lineage: Eukaryota; Fungi; Ascomycota; Sordariomycetes; Hypocreales; Cordycipitaceae. The coding region runs from base 1 to 993 and encodes 330 amino acids. The record is from RefSeq and is a predicted model, not a curated record.